Messenger RNA from Dicentrarchus labrax (European seabass), 4560 nucleotides. It is a transcript of the gene gab1, whose product is annotated as GRB2-associated binding protein 1. The transcript has 13 exons. Bases 577 to 2835 code for a protein of 752 amino acids. Lineage: Eukaryota; Metazoa; Chordata; Actinopteri; Moronidae. The record is from RefSeq and is a predicted model, not a curated record.
GCCGCCAUGUUCUUAAGGAGAGUGAGUUGAGGGAAAGACGAAGCCACCCUGUCAAUCAUAAUUAAGGAACCACGGGAGUAAACUGGUAGGGAAGCUCGGCGGAACCACUGUGUUUACGGUGAAGAUUGUUUUAAUUUGCGCAGAAACGACAACUAUGCACCGGUACACUGUGGGACAUUUACAUCGCCCAACUGGGAAUCGCUCCACUUUGACGGGAAUUAGCAUGAAGCGUUACAUAUAACAACAAAAAAAACUUAGCGACUCUCAGUUGCCUGCGCCUGUUUUUUGCCCCCACAGCGUUCCAGUUUGAGCAAAAUACACAAGUCACCGUUGAUAUUUGUACAAAAGGCGGUGCCGCGGAGGUUUAUAUCAACUCCGAGCUCAGGAUAUAUCCGUCUGUUUGACUACAACUCGUGGAAAAUCUGGUCUGUGCAUUUCAGAGAACUGCCUUGUCGGUGAGUCGACUUUCGAUGAAGGAGUGACGGUACGAGAAGACACUCCCAAAAACAAACGAAGCCCAAAAUCUCUCCGCUCAUAAACUCCAGGGGAGAGCAAGAGAGAAAAAAGGGAGCAGAUAUGAGUGGGGGAGAUGUGAUGUGCUCAGGGUGGCUGAGAAAGUCUCCUCCUGAAAAAAAGUUGAGACGUUACGCAUGGAAGAAGCGGUGGUUUGUUCUUCGCAGUGGCCGUCUGACAGGCGACCCAGACGUGUUGGAGUACUACAAGAAUGACCAUGCCAAGAAGCCCAUCCGUGUGAUUGAUCUUAACUUGUGUGAGCAGGUGGACGCUGGGCUGACGUUCAACAAGAAGGAUUUGGAGCACAGCUUCAUAUUCGACAUCAAGACCAUUGACCGUGUCUUCUACCUGGUGGCUGACACCGAAGAGGAGAUGAAUAAGUGGGUUCGCUGCAUCUGCGACAUCUGUGGUUUUAACCCCACUGAUGACGAGGCAGCAAAAGCUGCUCACCAGUCAGCCAUCGGAGGCCUUGUGGUGGAUACCCCCCCACACCCAGCACUGGGUAAUAUUGUUGGUCCAGCAGCAGUGCUGUCCAAUGUGCCACCUCCAUACCAGCCGGUCAGUGUGCGACACCUGGACUCUCAGUCCAGUUCAGAGGAGCCUCAGGAUUACCUGUGGCUGGUCAACUGUGAGAGCAAAAAGCCUGAACCCAACAGAGCCCAUGCUGAGUGUUCCAAGUCUACCUCUUCAGAGACGGACCUGAAUGACAACCUCCCCUCUCACCGCACGCCCACAUCCUCCACCUCCUCGGCUAAACACACCUCACACAACGGCUUCUUCCCACAGCACCCGGCCCCUGCCUCCGCCUCUUCCAUCUACGACUCGCCUCCAUCACGCGGUGCCUCGCUCUCAACUGACAGCGGCCUUUACCACCUCCCUCGCAGCUACUCCCAGGACACUGUGCUGCUCCCUAAGUCAGCCUCCUCCCCCUCAGCCCAUCCGGACAGCGGGGAUGGCUCUGAGCUCUAUGUCUUCAACACACCAUCACGGAAGCCCUCAAUGGAGACACAGAUCCGCAACCUUUCCAUCAGUUAUGAUAUCCCACCAACACCUGGCGCAAACUGUACCUACCAGGUGCCCCGCACUUUGUCAAUGUCGACAGGGGUAGUAGGCUCAGAGGGUGGGGGAGAUGUAGUACCCCCUCCCAGACCACCCAAGCCUUCGCUCAGUUCCACCUCAGGACCCCCGCCACCCCCUGCUGAGCGCUCACCUACGGACACCUAUUGUGUGCCCCGCUCAGCGUCAGAGACGGAUGGAAACUACUGUGUGCCUACUAGUGCUGGGAAUAAGGCUUUACGCAGCAACACUAUUGGCACUGUGGACUGUUCACGCAUCCGCAAAGAUUUUGGAUCCCAGGAUUGCUACGACAUACCUAGAUCAUUCCCUUCUGACAAAAGCUGCUCAUUUGAGUUCAAUGAGAACCUCAGCAGCUACUUUAAAAACAAAGGAAUGAUGCCAGUGGGUAGCCAGUCCACAGAGGAGGUAGACCAGAACUAUGUACCCAUGAGUGCCAACUCCCCAUCACACCAUCACUCGGGCAGUUUGCCAGAGCCGAUGCACGAAGCGAACUAUGUGCCCAUGACCCCAAGCACCAUGGAGUUCUCCUCCCUCGGAAAGCAGGUCCCCCCACCCGCCCACAUGGGCUUUCGCUCCAGUCCCAAGACCCCUCCUCGCAGGCCAGUGCACGGUGACCAGCCCCCACCUGUCGACCGAAAUCUCAAACCUGAUCGCAAAGGUCAGAGUCCUAAAAUAAUAAGAGCAAAAGGUGUCGGUUUAGAGCGAACCGACUCUCAAACCGUAGGUGAAUUCCCGAGGGGACGACGCAAGGGAAGACCUGCUCCACUGGAGAUUAAACCACUGCCAGAAUGGGAGGAGCCCUGUACACCUGUCCGCUCGCCUGUCACACGGUCAUUCGCUCGGGAUUUCUCUAGGUUUCCAAUGCCAACAAGACCCCCGUCAGUGCAUAGUACGGCUUCCAGCACUGACUCCGAGGACACUGAGGAGAAUUAUGUAGUCAUGUCCACAGAUGAACCAAACAUGAAGCUUGUUGCGCCCAUGACUGCGGAUGGUGGGAGCAGCCCUAUGGUGAAGCCAAAAGGAGACAAACAGGUGGAGUACCUGGAUUUGGAUCUUGACCCUGGCAAAUCUACCCCACCUAGGAAGAUGAAAAGCAACGGAACUGGCAUGGCAGCGUCAGAUGAGCGCGUUGACUACGUGGUUGUGGAUCAGCAACGGACACAAGCCCUUAAGAGCACCCGGGAGGCCUGGAACGAUGGCCGCCAAUCCACAGAGACAGACACCCCUUCCAAAGGACCCAAGUGACCCUGUGGUCCCAAACGCCAACCCACCAUCCAAACCUCCAAACCACUGGGCCUUUUACAUUAGUGUAAGCUCUGGUUUGUGCUUUGGGACGGUCCAGCUGUCAUGUUCCACCUCAGCAAGAUCCUUAGUGCGUAGGGGCCAGUGGAGCUUCAUAGCCACUCAACUGUCUUUAGUUUACACUGCUGCACGGCCUAGGACAGCACUGUGUGUACAGUUGUAGGGAGGGGAGUGAGCCAGGAAUAAGCUGUAUGCAGUAUGAAAGCAGGUGGAAUGACUGGACUUGUCUUCGGGGGUUUGACUUAAGCAGACUCACAAACUUUGAACAUUCACUGCCUCCUAUGUUGGAUUAGAGUUUUUUGUUCUGUUGUUGACCUCUCAGUGGCCGGUGAGCGGAUCCAGACUUUAACAUUUCCUUAAAUUAUAAUGCUGUUUGAUGUCGUAUUGGAGUGUAAGGGAAAUCACCUGAUAACAUGAUUACAAUAUUUCGUCAAUGCAACACUCAACUAGUUAGGAUAGCUGGUUAACAGUGUUGAUUUUUUCAGUUUCUCCUGUUUGAGUCUGGUGAUGUUUUUCCGUUGGCACUGAUCACAGGUCAGUUUAACAGUUUUUUUUCACUAAGUUACGGUGGAUGGCUGAAACUGACCCCGAUCUGCGUCUGAGGCAAACUUCAAACCUGAUCCCUAAGAUAACCAAGUACGAUAGAAUUUCAGAGUUUUAUUACUUUUUUUUUCUUUCGAUGCAAAGGCAGUUGAACUCGUUCCUUUUACAUCUAACCAAGUGCUCAAUUUAAGCUUUGGAUUCACUCAAGGUUUAAUCCACUGAACAUGAUUUGAUUUCCAUUGACUUUGUACGUGGAGAUGCUUCAAUCUGUUAUAAUGGAAGUGCAAAGACUGUACAAAAGUGUUAUGUAUAUAAACAGGAAAAGUGUCCUUUAUUUGUAUGGAAUAUCCAGCGUGUUUGACUCGAAGGUAUAUGGAUUCUGCAGGGUAGAAUCCUGUGCCUGACUUCGGUGGUAUCAGGACUUAUGAUUAAUGAAUGAAUUACUGUGAGUUUUUAAAAGAACAUGACAGGUUUUCUAUAAGUUAUGCAAAGGUAUCAAACUUAGGCUAGAGAGAGAGAAAAUCAGGUACUCUUUAUAAAUGCAUACUAAUACAACUAUCCAUUUUCUAAUUUAUUUCUCAAGUUAUUUCAUCAGGUGGAUGUCGUGUCCACUUUUAGCUCAGUAUUCUUGAUUCAUAUGGAGGAACAUUUGCUAAAAGUCUGUUUUUAAAAUAAUUAGUUUGACAAGCGCCGGUCAAUUAGUUUCACAAGUUCAUGAAAUCCCUAAUUUCUCUCUCCUCUUAGGUUUAAUUUAUUACAAAUUGAACUGGCAUACAGUUUUGGGGAAAUUGACUGCCUCCUGUAGUCGACGUGAUGCAUCUUUUCUAGACAGUGAAAAAGUCUUUAUGUCUGCAUAGAUCUGUGCUUUACUAACCUGUGAACUCUCACUCAGAAGUCCCAAGCAUGUGUCAACAAAUCAUUGCUGUACAUAUUUUGCCAUCAAUUAGAUUAACAUGUAUCAUUUGAAAAAUGUGCCUACUAAGUCAUCUUCAUUCUACUUCACUCUUUCCUUACUGCAGUCUCUUUGUGAUAUGGUCUGCAAAGCUGAUGAUGCUUUAUCUUUUUAAUGAAUCUCGACAGAAAAAGUAAAUUUUAAAAAUGGACUAAAUAAAAUCCAACCUCUUA